Messenger RNA from Corythoichthys intestinalis (scribbled pipefish), 1473 nucleotides. RefSeq names its product homeobox C4a (gene hoxc4a). Gene Ontology annotation, biological process: embryonic skeletal system morphogenesis; positive regulation of transcription by RNA polymerase II; anterior/posterior pattern specification. The transcript has 2 exons. The record is from RefSeq and is a predicted model, not a curated record. NCBI's taxonomy places the organism in Eukaryota, Metazoa, Chordata, Actinopteri, Syngnathiformes, Syngnathidae. Gene Ontology annotation, molecular function: RNA polymerase II cis-regulatory region sequence-specific DNA binding; DNA-binding transcription factor activity, RNA polymerase II-specific. Gene Ontology annotation, cellular component: nucleus; nucleoplasm. The coding region runs from base 40 to 867 and encodes 275 amino acids.
CGACAAAGCUAGAAAAAUUAUUUUCCACUCCAGAAAUUAAUGAUCAUGAGCUCGUAUUUGAUGGAGUCUAACUACAUUGAUCCGAAAUUUCCUCCAUGCGAGGAAUACUCGCAAAAUAACUACAUUCCCGAGCACAGUCCCGAAUAUUACGGCCGCGCCAGGGAGCCGGGCUACCAGCAGCCGCAGCCGCAGCAUCACCACCCGGACUUGUACCCAGCUCCCCCGCGGGCCAGCUACCACGCAGAUCGCCAGUACAACUGUGCAAGCAUCCCCGAGCCUGACACGCCGAGAGGGCACGCGGGAAUAGCCCACUCGGCGCACCUGCUCACGGGCAAGGGCCAGCCUGCUUCAUGCGAGACCCCCCAGCUGUCCAUGUCCCCCGCCACCCCGCCGGCCGCCGCCUCCGCCUGCAACCAAGCCCUCCCGGAGCAUCCCAACAGCGCCGCCUCGUCCAAGCAGCCCGUGGUCUACCCGUGGAUGAAGAAGAUUCACGUCAGCACUGUGAACUCGGGCUACAAUGGGACGGAGCCCAAGCGGUCUCGGACAGCAUACACCCGCCAGCAAGUCUUGGAACUGGAGAAGGAGUUCCACUAUAACCGCUAUUUGACUCGGAGGAGGCGCAUCGAGAUCGCCCACACGCUGGUCCUGUCCGAGCGCCAGAUCAAAAUCUGGUUUCAGAACCGCAGGAUGAAAUGGAAAAAGGACCACCGGCUGCCCAACACUAAAGUGCGCUCGUCGUCGUCUUCGUCCGGCUCCAGCGCCGGUUCCGCGGCCGGCGCUGUUGCCCCUUCCUCGGCCACGAAUACAGGGGCCUCCGAUGAACUGAGCGGGACGCAACAGCACGGCGACGAUAUUACCAGGUUAUAAAACACACAUGGACGACGCAGGCGGGAGAAAACAGCUAAACGGAACAGAACUUCUUAUUUAUAGAACGAUUCUAUAUUUUCCUUUCCCGUAGCCAUCGUGUGCGGUUUCCUCCAAGUCCAACGUUAAAUGAAAUGCAUGUUAUAUAGCAUGGAUUACUGCGAAAAUCGAUGCAUUUUUCUACGUGAUACAGGGUUUAAUUUAUUUGAAUCUCAUUUGAUGUUUUGAUUAUGUUUUGAAUGAAGGAAAAAUGCAGAUAAUUUUAAUCCAAAUAUUAUUGUGGGCCAUUUUUUGCCCUGCUUCCUAGGUGAAGUGCACAAUCUAUUUAUUUCAAACAACACUGGAAGUAAAUCAAUAUGAUAAUAAUUAUUUUUGGUAUUGGGGGAGGAUUUAAAAAAAACAUGAACCACACCAUUGAUCUUGAACUUACAUGUUUAGGAUAAAAAUGUGACAAUUACCUCGUGUAUUUCCGAAAAAAGGAUCUUGUUUGAUUUUCAGAUUGGUUUCGUGGUGUUGAUGUUGUGUUUAGGUCAUUUUACGGAGAGAAAAAAAAGAUUAUUGUGAAAUGCAAUAAACGGAGUUUAGUGUACUUGUGCUAAUCAUAUUGGU